AUGGAUGUUGAUACUAUAAAAAAUCUAAUUAAAAAUAGCACUGUCACCAGCAAUGAAAAAAAUAUCAAAAAAGACUCUGGACAUGACCUGUGUGUUCAAGAGAGUCUUAAACCGUACCAGCUUUCUUCGUGCCCUAAUGCUAUCAAUGAUGACCAAAUUACUUGUCUCUCAAAACAAAAAGCUAUUCCUGAAGUCGUAAUGAUUUUACAAAACAUUGACUGGACUCCCUACAGAGACUAUCCUUAUUUGCUUUUAGAUUUACUAUCGAAUCCAACUGAUAUUCGUACUCGAUGUAAACCUGUUGCAUCUUACUCUGAGAUCAUAGAUUCAAAAGUAAUCAAUAGAAAUGAUAGAUAUACAUUCACUCAGAAGAAAGGAACACUUACCACUGAAUCUUGGUUCGAAGGUACCACUACGGAAGUUGGUGUUGCCAUUGAGAUCUUUGAUGGCUGUGCACCAGUCACGACAGGCUAUUUCUAUUAUAAAUCAAUAUCACAAGAGAAUCUGAAAUGGAAAGAAAUGAUGAAGGUAGGACAUUACUUAUUCUAUCAAAAUAAAGUACUCUAUGUGUUUCAAAUGGAAUUUCCUAGUCUAUCGGUAUCACAAAUUGAAAAAGUGGCAGAGUGUUUCAAUUUGUGUCAUCAAUAUCAAUGUUUGGUGCCAAAGGUUUACUUCAGAGGUAGAAGCUUAUUCUAUUUUGUAGAUAUGUAUAAAGAUGAACCAUUCUAUAAGCUAUACUCUGAUCAACUCUAUCAAACAUGUUCAAAAGAGGAGAUUAUUGAUUAUUUAUUAGGUGAUGGAUAUAAUAGAUGGUAA
Heterostelium album PN500 is the source of this 816-nucleotide messenger RNA. RefSeq lists its product as uncharacterized. The transcript has a single exon. The record is from RefSeq and is a predicted model, not a curated record. The coding region runs from base 1 to 816 and encodes 271 amino acids. NCBI's taxonomy places the organism in Eukaryota, Evosea, Eumycetozoa, Acytosteliales, Acytosteliaceae. Gene Ontology annotation, biological process: regulation of aggregate size involved in sorocarp development.